AUGGGAGGCUAAGAAUACGGCAUGCUUUUUUUAUCUUCAGAUUUCAUCCAUUUGUGAAGCACUGUUGAAAAGUAAGCUCAAUGAGAUGGCUGGAGUUUGCAAGAGACUUGGUGAUGAAAGUGCCGCAAAAAGCUCGGUCAUCGAAUAGAUGUUAGAAAGAAUUGGUUUGCUAGAGAAUAAAGUUGGAGGACUCCAAAGACAAUUAUCUGCAUAUAUUCCAGCUAUAAGCUCUUUAAAAGAUGAUUUUGCAUCUCUGGAACACAUUUCCUUUCUCUGGACCAAUAAAGCUUAUGCUGUAGGCAAUAGAGAAGAACAGAAGGAUGUAGAUAUAGUAGUUGAGACUUGUCUCCAAGAAGAUACCAAUGAAAUUUUAAGAGAUAAAAAAGGUGAAUUGAUCCCAGUUGGGGUUUCAGAUUUGCUUAGCAUGCAGAGGAGGAUUAGAGCAGUUGAAAAGGCAAUUAUGGAAGAAAUUGUAAGACGUGUCAAGAAGGAUUGCAAUUUAAAAGUCAUCAUAGCUAAAUGUUUUCUUUUGUUUUGAAUAUU
Molecule: messenger RNA, 543 nt
Organism: Arachis ipaensis
Lineage: Eukaryota; Viridiplantae; Streptophyta; Magnoliopsida; Fabales; Fabaceae
Source: RefSeq, a predicted model, not a curated record